This is a messenger RNA of Cyprinus carpio (common carp), 1864 nucleotides long. Its product is annotated as gamma-secretase subunit Aph-1b-like. Gene Ontology annotation, biological process: protein processing; Notch receptor processing; Notch signaling pathway. Gene Ontology annotation, cellular component: membrane; endoplasmic reticulum; gamma-secretase complex. Gene Ontology annotation, molecular function: protein-macromolecule adaptor activity. The record is from RefSeq and is a predicted model, not a curated record. Lineage: Eukaryota; Metazoa; Chordata; Actinopteri; Cypriniformes; Cyprinidae.
UGAGGUCACAUGACUAGGAACCGGAAGUAACCUUAGACGUUGCGCUGAACUGCUCGAGCGUAUCGCUGAGCUCUCUCCACCUAUUUCGAAGAAAACUGGCUUAAUAAACGCCUCGUGAGCUCUUGGUGUAUGUUGCUUAUGUGAAUCGAUUAACAGCCGUAUGACUCUCUCAUGGCUGAAGUGUGUUGAUAGCCUCUGAGGGCACUGAUCUGUGUGAAGUGUUAGUCAUUUGAGAGAGUUAGCAGGUUAGCCGCGCUCCAUCAUGACCGUGGCGGUGUUUUUCGGCUGUACGUUCAUCGCUUUCGGGCCAGCAGUCGCUUUGUUCGUGUUUACAAUCGCCAGGGACCCGCUGCGAGUGAUCUUCCUUAUAGCAGGGGCUUUCUUCUGGCUGGUGUCUUUGUUGCUGUCCUCUCUUGUGUGGUUCAUCACGGUUCAGAUCAGCAACAAGAACAGUGCCACUCAGCAGACAGGGCUGCUCAUCUUCGGGGUUGUGCUCUCUGUGCUGCUUCAGGAGGCUUUCAGAUACGGUUACUACAGAUUGCUGAAGAAAGCAAAUGAAGGGCUGUUGGCGCUCAGUCAGGAGGACACCAUGCCCAUCUCCAUACGGCAGCUAGCUUAUGUAUCAGGUCUGGGCUUUGGCUUCAUGAGCGGAGCCUUCUCUGUGGUCAACAUACUCUCAGAUUCCUUGGGUCCGGGAACUGUCGGUAUCCAUGGCGACUCUCAACAUUACUUCAUAUCCUCAGCUUUCAUGACACUGGCCAUUAUCUUGCUGCAUAUGUUCUGGGGGGUUGUUUUCUUCGAGUCGUGUGAGCGACAGAGAUGGUGGGGUCUUGGAGCUGUGGUCAUCAGUCAUCUAGUAGUAUCAUGUGUAUCAUUUGUGAACCCACACUAUCAAGGCAGUCUGAUCCCGACCUACAUCAUACUGUCUGUCAUGGCGGCCUGGGCGUACUUGUGUGCUGGAGGAUCCUUGAGGAACCUCAAACUCUGCCUCACCUGUAAAGAUAAAGACUUCUUGCUGGCCAAUCACAGGCCAAGAUAACCCAUCAGCUACAAACAGGACUUUCUCCAAAGACUGGCUCAUUGAGCCAGUAGGCCGAUGACACGGCCAGCAGCCCUGAACUCUGGGAGGCUUAUGGUCUGGGCAGUCUGCAUAAGAAUGGUUGCUGAGUAACAGGAAUUUUAUGUCUGCAGAUCUUGCCCUUUCUGUAAUUACCUCUUCUUCUUCUGUUUUCUGUUCUGUACCUCAUGUUGUGUGUGUGAAAGAGACACUGAAACCAUGUCAAAGAGAGAGAGUGUGUGAGUGUGUUUUAUACUAAUUAAUUGUCUAGAGCUGCUUUCAUAUGUGAUUUUCUCCUUUGUAGCAGGUUUUUAAAAAAGGGUCUUGUAUAGGUUUGGCCUUAAAUUGUUGACUGUCCCUCUUGUCAGGCCUUUCCCCCUGUAUUUUAUGUUUAACUGGCCAGUUAGACUCAAAUGAUCUGCCACUAUCCUGACAUCAGUUUUAGAGCAGAUGUUUAAUUCCCUGGCGAUCAAACCCUGGAGCAUCACAUUGUUUUCCUUUUAAUUCGUGUGUUUGUAAGCUUGUCUUUUUAAAGACCCUCCUCAACUCUCUCUAGGGCAGCAGUUUAAUUUUCCCAGUGGAAGGUAUUUAAACUGCUUGGGCUUGAAUGAUAAACGCAGUGGCCACUCUUCAAUAAAACCACUACUCUCUGCUACAAGAAGCUCUGGAUGAUUUUAAACACAUAGAUAGGUGACCACUGACCCCAGUGGUAUCUGUUUUAGAUGUCACUUUUAUUGGACUCAUAUGCUUCGUUUUCUUGUAAGAUGUAUGAAUUUUUGAUUCACAAUAAAAUAGCUUGAGCUCAAA